UCUCUCACUGAAGGGUGGGGCUCUUUUGAGAACUGCCUCCAGCGGUUGGACAAGCACAGUUUUGUCUAGUAAACUCUUGUUAACGCUUUACCCAGCAUCUGUCUGCUCGGAGAACAGGUUCAUCUAUCAAAAAUAGAUAUUGCACUUGGUUUAAGAAUAUCUCCGAUGAUGAUAUGUUUCUGCUAAGCAUUGGCGUGGCGCGUGAAAGUUGAUGGUGGGCUGCCUCUCAAAGUUCUCUUAAGUUGUUCAAACAGGAGAAGAGAUAUAAAGUUUCUUCAACGAGACGAGCUUCAAUGAAAUAAUGAUUUUGUUCAUCAGCAGUCGGUGGUGGAGAUGGACAUUCCAGAAAGCUCUCACAGUUUUCCUGCUGCAGAUCUUCUUUUUGACUACAGUAGCACAGAGUUGCCAGAGUAGCGUCAGCUGCAAUGUGGUGCUCACCGACUCCCAGGGCUCUUUUACCUCCCCCUGCUACCCCAAUGACUACCCACCCAGUCAGGCCUGCAAGUGGACCAUACAGGCUCCGGCCGGCUUUAUAGUGCAGAUCACCUUCCUAGAUUUUGAGCUCGAGGAAGCACACGGCUGCAUCUAUGACCGCGUCGUCAUCAGCACUGGCACGAGUGAUGCCAAAUUUUGCAGCUCAACAUCCAAUGGACUAACUCUCAACUCCAGUGGGAAUGUGAUGGAGGUUUCCUUUAACUCAGACUUUAGUGUCCAAAAGAAAGGCUUCCAUAUCAGUUACAAGCAAGUAGCACAGAGUUGCCAGAGUAGCGUCAGCUGCAAUGUGGUGCUCACCGACUCCCAGGGCUCUUUUACCUCCCCCUGCUACCCCAAUGACUACCCACCCAGUCAGGCCUGCAAGUGGACCAUACAGGCUCCGGCCGGCUUUAUAGUGCAGAUCACCUUCCUAGAUUUUGAGCUCGAGGAAGCACACGGCUGCAUCUAUGACCGCGUUGUCAUCAGCACUGGCGCGAGUGAUGCCAAAAUUUGCAGCUCAACACCCAAUGGACUAACUCUCAACUCCAGUGGGAAUGUGAUGGAGGUUUCCUUUAACUCAGACUUUAGUGUCCAAAAGAAAGGCUUCCAUAUCAGUUACAAGCAAGUAGCACAGAGUUGCCAGAGUAGCGUCAGCUGCAAUGUGGUGCUCACCGACUCCCAGGGCUCUUUUACCUCCCCCUGCUACCCCAAUGACUACCCACCCAGUCAGGCCUGCAAGUGGACCAUACAGGCUCCGGCCGGCUUUAUAGUGCAGAUCACCUUCCUAGAUUUUGAGCUCGAGGAAGCACACGGCUGCAUCUAUGACCGCGUCGUCAUCAGCACUGGCACGAGUGAUGCCAAAUUUUGCAGCUCAACAUCCAAUGGACUAACUCUCAACUCCAGUGGGAAUGUGAUGGAGGUUUCCUUUAACUCAGACUUUAGUGUCCAAAAGAAAGGCUUCCAUAUCAGUUACAAGCAAGUGGCAGUGGCACUGAGGAGCCAGAAGGUCACAAUGCCAAAGAGCAGCAAGAAUAUAGCGAGAGUGUCCAAUUCAAUCUCCAUUCCUGCUCUCACUGCGUUCACUGUGUGUUUUGAGAUCGCCCGCACUGCCCAGAAGAGCACAGAGACCAUCUUUACCUUGUCUGAUGCUGCUGGGACAUCCAUUUUGGCAUUUGAAAAAACAAGGAGAGGCAUGGAGCUGUUCAUAUGUGGUUCCUACUGUUCUGUAAACAACAUACUGACUAGCUCAGAUAUCACAUCCAGCAUGACGCCCAUCUGCCUCACCUGGGCCAAGUCUACUGGCCGUGUGGCAGUGUACUUUGGAGGCCGCUAUCAAUUCAACACCUGCUCAACCUCUCAGCUUUACACCCUGCAGGGUGGGGAUAUCCUCCAGCUUGCAGGAAAAGGAUCAAGCUCAGUCAGUGUGGAUGAUCAGAAUUUGGAUGGCUUCAUUUAUAAUUUCCGAUUGUGGGAUUACGCCAUGCUCUCCUCUGAGCUGUCUGCCCUCACCUGUGAUGUUGUGGGUAAUGUCAUUGACUGGGAUCAUCGCUUCUGGACUAUCCCGGGCAGUUACACACAGACUGACAGCACACUCAGCUGCAGCACUGCCAUAGCAACUCUUUCCCCGGAAACCCUAGGUUGUGCCUCCCCCGGACUUGGCUGCCCAGCAACAUUAACUGUUACCACCGCAUCCAUUGCCACCACUAACAUGAUUCCUACUAAUGCAACAACCCACGCUAUUACUACUACUCUUUCAUACACAACUACUUCUAGCAUGCCUCUAACCACAGCUUCUGUUCUAUUCACACCCACCACUAGUACUAAAACAACAACUACAACUACUGUACCAACUACAUCACCUUUAAUCCAAUCUAACCCACUACUCAUCAACCCUGCUGCUGCUACUAACUCACCUCUGUCCAACAGCAAAACCAAUGCUUAAUCAAACGUUUCAGAACUGGAUCUACAGAGUUUAUGUUAAUGGUGUCAGUCUCCAACCUGACACUGUUCUCUCAAGGGCCACAAAAAUUCGACAAACCUACAUGGCCCUGCUGGUGUAUAAGAAUACCACUGAUGCAAGUCGGACCUUGGCAGAGAUUGAGAACAGGCUGAGAAAUGCCCCUGUAAUUGGAAAUGGCUUAACAUUGGACAUUGUGUUCGUGAAUUUAAUGGGUAUGGCAUGAUCCAUAGUGUUGAAUAAUACAGUAGCCCUGCAGGUUAUGACUAAGCAUUUGCAUAUUUAUGGAGUCAAAAUAAUGCCGCAUAUAUACGCAAAAAAAUAAAGUUUUGCAAAAGAAAAUUAAAGUAUUGAGGAAAAUAAUGUGCUUUUUGCAAACAAAAAUAAAGAAUUGCAAAACAUAAAAGAAACAGCGUGAAAAGCAAUGAUUUUGCAAUACAUAUUUUCCAUGGUCAUAUCUAUUCAUUUAUUUGCAACGCUGCUUUUAUUUUGCGUGUCAGUCUAGUUUGAGCUUGCGAUGCCGUUUUCCCUUUGCGCUUCGUUUUUCUGCGCGUCUCGCUUUGUGGCACUGUUUUGAUGUGGGGGUGGAGUCAAGGGAAGGGGGCGUGUACAAGAUGUCUCCCUGGAAGUGACGUCAUCGGCCCGAGACGCAGCUCACUGAUCCAGGUACUGUCAUGAUCAUAGACUAUUAUAAUAAACACUAGACGCCCCACGUACGUCAACGGCGCUGCCAUGUUGUGCUGGGCAACGUUCCCAUAACACAACUGAAAUUGAGAAAAAUGCCUGCUUCGUGUGCUGCUUGGGGCUGUACAAAUCGCUGCACAAUUGAAAACCGGUCUCGGGGAAUAACCUUGCACAGGUAAGACUGAACAUUUGUUUCUGGUUGUAUUUGGUCAUUAUAUAAUUGAUAGUAGCUGGCCACCGGAGUCAGUCAGACUAAAAUAGCUAGCGAUGUCACUAGUUAGCUGUGAAAGUUGAGACGUGAGUUUACAUGAUUUCUAAUAUAGUUUUAGCUUAUGUUAAUUUAUAAACUAAAGUUUAAAUAUGCAUCUGUAUUUUAUUAAAACCGACUUUUAUGACAAGUACUCGUUACGGCUAGGUGACUGAUAUUUUGUUAAUCUGUAAUGUUAGUUAGUUGGCUAGCUUUUCACACAUUUAAGGUUUCACAAAGACAACGAGUUGAGGAGACAGUGGGAAGUAGCUAGAAGGGAAGUUUCCCGACUCAUCUACAUUAUUUAAAAGUUUGCCAUUAAAUGGUGAUUUGUUUAUAUAUUUAUUUCUUUUUCAGUCCAUUGCAACCAGGGCUACACAAGCCUCAAGCUGAGGAGUGUCUGUCAGUGGACUGUUCUCACCAUUUCCAAGAGACUGAUGGAAAAUAUAUAGCCUUUUGUUGUUAUUAUUAUUAUUAUUAUACCAAUACUAUA
Megalobrama amblycephala (Wuchang bream) is the source of this 3855-nucleotide messenger RNA. RefSeq names its product adhesion G-protein coupled receptor G6-like. NCBI's taxonomy places the organism in Eukaryota, Metazoa, Chordata, Actinopteri, Cypriniformes, Xenocyprididae. The record is from RefSeq and is a predicted model, not a curated record. Gene Ontology annotation, molecular function: serine-type endopeptidase activity. The transcript has 15 exons. The coding region runs from base 302 to 2416 and encodes 704 amino acids.